AUGCAAGAAACAAUAUUGGACUUACUCAAUAAAAGUGAUAUUGAAAAACGUUGCAUUGAAGAAGAGGGAACUGUACAAUAUUAUAUCAAUCAAUUAAUUAACGUAUUAUUGAUAGAAAAACAAAUCACUGAAGAAGUAAUGAAACUUCAAAAAGAUUUAGAGGAAUCAAUUAAACAAACAGAAAAGGAAGAAAAAGAAAUGUAUAAAAACAAAGAGACAUUUGUCAAAAUUAAUAAUGAAAAAAUUGCUUUAAAAGAAGAAAUGGAACGAAGUAAAAUAAUGCUACAACUUGCUUUUAAACGAAACCAGAUGCUUCAAAAUGAAAAGAAAAGAUUGAAGUCAUUAACUCAGCCAAAGACUAAUGAGAGUAAUACAAAAAAAUGGAAAAGCAUUCGUAAAGAAGUAAAAGAAAUAAGAAAAGGACUUGAUGAACUUAUUCAACUAGAAAAAGAAAAAAAGGUUAAAGAAUUAAAAAUAGUUAAAUUUGAAGAACUUAAAGAAGAAAGAAAAAAAGAAAUUGAAGACUUAAAAAAAUUAAAGGAAAAACGAUUACUAGAAAAUCAAAUAAAAGAAGAAAAUGAUAGUCAAAAAUCAAGUAGUGAAAGUGAGUAUACACCUAAUCAACAAGACUCACUAAAAAUGACACAACCCUUUGGUACUUCUGUUUUACGUCAAAUAGAAAAAAAUAAUGUUAUGGAAGAAGAAGAAAUAGAAAAAAUAAAUAAAGAUAAUAAUCAGGUUAACGAAGAAGAUGCAUUCUUUCAUUCAGACCAAACAGCAAGUGAAGAAAUUGAAAUGGAUAAUGAAGAAAGUGAAAGUGAUUCUACAACACCAACCAGUAACGACAGUGAUUAA
Messenger RNA from Entamoeba dispar SAW760, 855 nucleotides. RefSeq lists its product as uncharacterized. The transcript has a single exon. The record is from RefSeq and is a predicted model, not a curated record. The coding region runs from base 1 to 855 and encodes 284 amino acids. Lineage: Eukaryota; Evosea; Mastigamoebida; Endamoebidae.